Colias croceus (clouded yellow) is the source of this 3168-nucleotide messenger RNA. RefSeq lists its product as uncharacterized. The transcript has 2 exons. Lineage: Eukaryota; Metazoa; Arthropoda; Insecta; Lepidoptera; Pieridae. Bases 481 to 3015 code for a protein of 844 amino acids. The record is from RefSeq and is a predicted model, not a curated record.
CGCAACAAAAUCGUGCGGAACGGAGCGUUGGUACUGCGUCAUCGCGGCGUCACGUCGCGGCGCCGUGCGAUUGGCCGCGGAUGACCCUACCACUGUCCUCUACGACUUCAACUUGCCACGCAGCCGUCGAGCAGUUAACUCCUUCGCUAAAAUUCACUGUCCUAACGCACUUUUGUAAUUUUGAGUAAUAAAUUUUUAUACGCGCAAAAUUUACUUUCUUCUUCUUCGUCAACAUUUCUGGUCCUUCGAGCCGGAUCCUGGAUUUUGGAGACGCAAUCGGCGAGGAAGUCGCAAAAUUACAGUGCAGUUUGGUAAGACGGCCAGCUAAUUUAUCCAACCCUUCAAACUUCAUCUGAGUGAUACUGUGCUUUGUAAAUUCCAGAGCUUUUGGUGUUGCUUGCCUCCUCACGUGCUUUUACGCAACCGAAGAAUCUGCUUCACGUGGCACGUAAGUACUUGUAGCUUUUUACUUCAGUAAUUAUGUCUUUAUCUGAACAAAAGGAGCUUAAGGAUUUGAGGAAAAAAAGGGGUUUAAUUAAAUGUAGAUUAACUAAUUUUAAAAAAUACGUUUCUUCGUUUGAAAAUGUUGACCUUGACACGCAUCAGAGGGCAGAACUAAAACUACGUAUACCAGGUGCUCAAAGUUUAAUGAAUGAUUUCAACCAAGUACAAAGUAAAAUUGAAGAUCUUGUCCCGGAGUCAGAAACGGAUAAACUCAUAGAAUCACGCGUAGAGUUUGAGAGGGAAUAUUAUGUUGUCCUGGCGAUGCUGGACUGCAUGGUAAACCCAGAUAGUUCCGAGGAUAGAUCUGUUAAUAAAUCCAUUGACUGUUCCUUAGCGCACGACCAUACGACCUGCAACAAUUUUAGUAAUGAUUCAGUAAAAUUACCGACUAUUUCUGUACCUAGCUUUGACGGUUCACAUGAACACUGGGUAGAAUUUCGCGAUACGUUUUCAUCCUUAAUUCAUGAUUCGAAAUCAAUACCACCAAUUCAAAAAUUUCAUUAUUUAAAGGCGAGUUUAAAAGGCGAUGCUAAAAUUGUAAUAGAAAACGUUGAAUUUUCAUCCAAUAAUUAUCUGGUUGCAUGGGAGCUUUUACUAAACCGGUUUAAUAACACGCGAUUAAUAGUGCAAAGUCACAUUAAAGCAAUAUUUUCCCUGCAAAACGUUUCCAGAGAAUCAGCUUGUCAAUUGCACAAUUUAAUCGAUACAAUUUUGAAAAAUUUACGUAUUCUUAAAAUCUUAGGAGAACCCACUGAAUACUGGGACACAUUAAUUAUUUAUAUCGUGGUAUCAAAGUUAGAUCCCACCACUGAACGUGAGUGGGAACAAUUCAAGAAUACUUUUUAUAAAAUACAUAAGGACAAAAUUAUUAAGCUAGAUGAUUUAUUGAAAUUUAUAAAAGAAAAAGCCGAUUUAUUAACUACACUUUCCGUAAAUCACAGUAAACCUAGUAUUUCGAAUAAUUCAAAUAAAUUUUCUACUUACCAAAAUAAAAAUUCAUCAUCCAAAAUUCAUUGUAACAUAGUUUCAGAUAACAAACACUCAUUUAAUUCUAAAUCGCAAUCCAAUAAGUCGCGCAGCCAUUACAAGUCAUGUUUGCUAUGUAACGAAAAGCAUCAGCUAUAUUCAUGCCAGAAGUUUCUCGACUUGUCCCCGCAACAUAGGCUUAAUUUAAUUACGGAUAAAGACUUAUGCAUUAAUUGUAUGCGUCCAGGUCAUUCGGUUGGUACUUGUCUUUUUGGUCCGUGUCGAAAGUGUGAACAAAAGCACAAUAGUUUACUUUGUGAUGCAAUUAAAUUAUCACCAAUUAAACAAAAUACAGUGACGUUAACUACGUACGAGCACCCCUCGCUUACUAAUACGCAUACCGUUUCAGCAGAUAACGCACACAGCCUUACAAUGCAACUUCAAUGUACUAAUCACGCACAAACCGUUAUGUAUACAAAGGAUGACAAUUCUUCGCAACAGAUUGUCAUAUUGUCUACGGCGAUAGUUGAAGUAUUUAAUGAAUCGGGUGAGUAUUAUUGCGCACGCGCAGUUUUAGAUAGCGGAAGCGAGCGAUCUUUUAUUACGCAAUCUUUAGCAAAUAAAUUAAAUUUACGAAUAUUACAGUCCACUCAACAUAUUCACGGUGUAGGUAAUUCUAUUACGCAAUGUUCGCAAUCUUGUAACAUUGAAAUUAAAUCGCGCGACGGGAGCUUCACUGCCCGUUUUCAAUGUUUGAUUUUGCCCCAAAUCACAUCAAAAUUGCCUACAACUACAUUUAAUUUCAAUCAAUUUAAUGUUCCUCACAAUUUAUUGUUAGCUGAUCCCAAUUGUUACGAAAGUCAACCUAUUGAUUUACUGAUCGGUGCUGAUUUAUUUUGGGAAUUAAUAACCGAAGGAAAAAUGCGCCUUAAAAGUGGUCCUUUCCUUCAAAACACCAAAUUAGGUUGGAUAGUGUCAGGUUCAAUUAAAUCUUUUCCGUAUUCUAAUAAUAAAAAUUCAACAUAUAUUAAUUGUAAUUAUUCGUCAUUAUCCACGGAAGAUGAUUCACUCGAUAAGUUGGUUAGGAAUUUCUGGGAAUUAGAAGAACUAUCCGCGCCUAGCAAUAAAUUACAGCAAUUAUCUAGCGAAGAUACUGCUUGUGAGAAACAUUUUAUUCGCACAACACGUCGACUUUCCGAUGGUCGUUUCUGUGUUUCAAUUCCGUUGAAACAAUCACCUAAGUUAUUAGGUAAUACACGCGCACAAGCUGAACGUCGUUUUUACGCGUUAGAGAAACGUCUUCAGCAAAAUACUAAUUAUAAAAAGAUGUAUUCUGAUUUUAUACAGGAAUACAUUCAUUUAGGUCAUAUGAGUCUCGUCAAUUCGUAUGGGAAUCCGCACUAUUUCCUACCGCAUCAUGGUGUGUUUAGGGAGCAUGCCACAACAACUAAAUUACGCGUAGUUUUUGAUGCGAGUAUGAAGUCUAGUUCCGGCGUAUCAUUAAACGACAUACAAAUGAUUGGACCUGCUAUUCAAGGCAGUUGAAUAUUGCUGAAGAUCAGCGUGACCUGCAGCUGAUCUUGUGGCGGGAUGAUCCCUCAGAGCCACUGAGGGUGUACCGACUCAACACCGUGACGUACGGAACGGCAUCCGCACCGUAUCUAAGUUGUAGAUGUUUAAAGAAAUUAGCCAAACACU